UAGUUGAGAAUAAAAUCCAACCACCAAAGCCUACCAACCCACUCUUCCCUCCCUUCCCCAAAAGCCUUCUAUUUCUAUUGAAUCUUCCAGUUUUAUUUGCUCAAAUCUCUUCAUUUCCUUCCAAUUCUACCCUCUUUCUUUUAUUUGUUUCUUUUCUUCUCUUAGUUUAAUUUUUCAAAGCUGUUAUGGCUUCUUCCAUUACAUCUAAGCCUUUCCUUGGAGCUACUAAACCCAACUCUUCUCUUUCUUCUGAUCUUCAAAGACUCUCUUUUGCCUCUCUUCAUAUCUCAAUCAAACCAAGAACCCUCAAAAAGCUUCAGAUACAGGCAGCUGGGAGCACAUUUGGAAAUUAUUUCCGUGUUACAACAUUUGGAGAAUCUCAUGGAGGUGGUGUUGGUUGUAUAGUUGAUGGAUGUCCUCCUAGGAUUCCUCUCUCAGAAUCUGAUUUGCAAGUUGAUCUUGACCGAAGGAGGCCAGGUCAGAGCCGAAUUACUACCCCUAGGAAAGAGACUGACACAUGCCGAAUAUAUUCUGGAGUUUCAGAAGGAGUGACUACUGGAACACCAAUCCAUGUUUUUGUACCAAAUACUGAUCAGAGAGGACAUGAUUACAAGGAAAUGUCGAUAGCUUAUAGGCCCUCUCAUGCUGAUGCCACUUAUGACAUGAAAUAUGGUGUCAGAGCAGUGCAGGGUGGUGGUAGAUCUUCUGCCAGAGAAACCAUUGGAAGAGUUGCCUCCGGAGCUAUUGCUAAGAAAAUCCUCAAGCAGUUCUCAGGAACUGAGGUUCUCGCUUAUGUCUCACAAGUUCACCAGGUUGUGUUUCCAGACGGUCCAGUUGACCAUGCUACUGUAACUCUUGAUCAGAUAGAAAGUAAUAUUGUAAGGUGCCCACAUCCUGAAUAUGCUGAGAAAAUGAUUGCUGCUAUUGAUGCUGUUCGAACGAGAGGAGAUUCUAUUGGUGGUGUUGUCACAUGCAUAGUGAGGAAUGCCCCACGUGGGCUUGGUUCACCAGUUUUUGAUAAGCUUGAAGCAGAGCUUGCUAAGGCUGUAAUGUCAUUACCUGCAACUAAAGGAUUUGAAUUUGGCAGUGGAUUUGCAGGUACUUUUCUAACUGGCAGUGAACAUAAUGACGAGUUCUUUACUGAUGAACAUGGAACAGUAAGGACUAGAACAAACCGCUCCGGUGGGAUACAGGGAGGAAUAUCCAAUGGGGAAAUUAUAAAUAUGAGAGUUGCUUUCAAGCCAACAGCCACUAUCAGUAAAAAGCAGCAUACAGUGACUCGAGAAAAGGAAGAGAUCGAACUGUUGGCUCGCGGUCGUCAUGAUCCUUGUGUUGUCCCUCGAGCUGUGCCGAUGGUGGAAGCCAUGGUAGCAAUGGUUCUGGCGGACCAGUUGAUGGCACAACAUGGACAGUGUAACUUGUUCCCGAUCAACCCCGAAUUACAGGAGCCUUUGAGCUUUAGUUUCCCCAACUUUGAGCCGGCAAAUAUCUAAACCUGAAUGGUGGCAAAGUCACUGUUGAGUUUUCAUAAUACCAAGUGUUUUGAAUGAGAAUGUUGUGGUCUCUAUACCCCAUUGCUGUUUCUUUUGUAUUUGUUAUGUGGUUUUCUUGAUAAUUACAUGAUAAUUUAGUAUUUUAUAUUUACUACUAUCUGAUUUAUUUUCCCCUUAGCUUGUAAACAACUUAUAACAGUAAAAAAUGUUUAGAUUUUUCGUU
Molecule: messenger RNA, 1716 nt
Organism: Gossypium arboreum
Lineage: Eukaryota; Viridiplantae; Streptophyta; Magnoliopsida; Malvales; Malvaceae
Product: chorismate synthase, chloroplastic-like
Exons: 13
Coding region: 186-1493 (435 amino acids)
Biological process (GO): aromatic amino acid biosynthetic process; chorismate biosynthetic process
Cellular component (GO): cytosol
Molecular function (GO): chorismate synthase activity; FMN binding
Source: RefSeq, a predicted model, not a curated record